UAAAUGCUUAUUUUGCAGGGCCACAUGGGGUAGCUGCGCGGUCUAGGGCACUUUGCCACGGUUCGUGCAGCCUCCCCCGUCAGUGGUUUGAGUCCCCCCUCGGACAUGGCACUGAAAAGAAGAUGAGGUCUUAUAAAAGGAAGUUGGGUGCAAGAGCCUAUAGAAAUUACUCUCCAGAGACGUUAGAUAAACCCGUUAAAUUGGUUUUAACAAAGAAAAUGACCCUGCGAGCAGCAUCUGAAAGGUUCAAUAUUCAUCGAAACACAUUGUGGAACAAAACCAAAGAGAUAAAACGUUCGACCACCUCAAACUCAGAGACAGUUAAACCUAAAAGACAGCAUGGGGGUCAACCUAUUUUUACAAAAGAAGAAGAGGAUACAUUCGUUGCUCAUUCCAUUGCAAUGGCAUCUUAUGGUUUCCCAAUGACAUUACUUGAUUUGCGCUGUGUCGUCAAAUCAUAUCUAGAUCGAACCGGAAGAAAAGUUCCCGUGUUUGGAAAUGGAAACUUUCCUGGGAGAGAGUGGGCCAUGUCAUUUAUGAAGCGGCAUAAGUAUGUUCUCUCCGAAUGUGUCGCCAAAAAUAUCACAUAUGCAAGAGCUGCGACUGAUACUGAAGUGAUUGACUCAUAUUUUGAGCAUUUAGAGAAGGAGUUAGAGGGUAUUCCGCCAGAAAAAAUUUGGAAUUACGACGAAACGAACGUCCAGGACGAUCCGGGAAGCAAAAAAGUGUUGGUCAGAAGAGGAGCAAAAUAUCCAGAGCGGAUACAAAAUUGUUCCAAAGCAUGUACUUCGAUUAUGGUCUGUGGGAACGCCGCAGGACAGUUGGCUCCACUAUAUACGUAA
Messenger RNA from Schistocerca nitens (vagrant locust), 842 nucleotides. RefSeq lists its product as uncharacterized. The transcript is spliced from 3 exons. The coding region runs from base 123 to 842 and encodes 239 amino acids. NCBI's taxonomy places the organism in Eukaryota, Metazoa, Arthropoda, Insecta, Orthoptera, Acrididae. The record is from RefSeq and is a predicted model, not a curated record. Gene Ontology annotation, molecular function: DNA binding.